This is a messenger RNA of Arachis ipaensis, 1623 nucleotides long. RefSeq names its product putative LRR receptor-like serine/threonine-protein kinase At3g47570. Gene Ontology annotation, biological process: protein phosphorylation. Gene Ontology annotation, molecular function: protein binding; ATP binding; protein kinase activity. The record is from RefSeq and is a predicted model, not a curated record. Lineage: Eukaryota; Viridiplantae; Streptophyta; Magnoliopsida; Fabales; Fabaceae.
UCUUCUUCAUCGCACUCUCUUCAAUAUUUGAGUCUUGGCAACAACCGUCUACAGGGAACCAUCAUCAGCGAAAUCUGCAAAAUCAAGCAGCUGAGUGAAUUGUACAUAACUGAGAACAAGCUAAUUUCUGGAGAGGUUCCAACUUGCUUUGGUAAUCUUACUUCUCUAAGAAAACUUUACUUGAACUCCAACAAACUCAGUAAGGUGAAUUCUUCUCUUUGGAGCCUCAGAGACAUUCUUGAGGUGAACUUGUCUGACAAUGCUUUAACUCUGUGUCUUUCAAUUGAAAUUGGGAACUUAAAGGCUGUGACUUUCUUGGAUCUAUCAAAGAAUAUGAUCUCAGGAAGCAUUCCUGGGGCCAUUUCUGGAUUGCAAAAUUUGCAAAUUCUCAACUUAUCACAAAAUAAAUUGGUAGGGGGUAUUCCUGAUUCACUUGGAAGUUUGAUAAGUUUGACAGAUUUGGACUUAUCUCAAAACAACUUGUUUGGCUUGAUUCCAAGAUCACUGGAGUCACUUCAUUAUCUUGAAUUCAUCAAUCUUUCUCAUAAUAGUUUGGAAGGAGAGAUUCCGAGUGGUGGACCUUUCAAAAAUUUCACUGCUCAAUCUUUCAUGUUUAAUAAAGCACUUUGUGGAAAUGCCAGAUUACAAGUCCCAGCAUGCAGUAAAGUAAAGAAGAAAGGAUCAAAUGCAAACAUAUUCUUCAUCAAAUGCAUAUUGCCUAUAAUGGUUUCAAUCAUUCUAGUUGUUUUCUGUGUGUUUUUUCUCGUCAAGCGUCGAAGAAAGAAUGGUGGUGAUACUAAUGAAGGAACAUUAUCAGCAUUACCAACAGCUAGAAUGAUUUCGUACUAUGAACUAUCACAGGCAACUAAUGGUUUUGAUGAGAGUAAUUUGCUUGUUAGGGGCAAUUUUGGCUCUGUGUUCAAAGGUUUACUUUCAAAUGGGAUGGUGGUUGCUGUCAAAGUGUUUAACUUGGACUUGGAAUUAGGAUCAAAGAGCUUCAGUGUAGAAUGCAAAGCAAUGCGCAAUCUGCGCCAUCGAAAUCUCAUGAAGAUCAUAGGUUGUUGUUCAAGUAUAGAUUACAAGCUUUUAGUGAUGGAGUUCAUGCCUAAUGGGAGCCUUGAGAGAUGGUUGUAUUCUCAUAACCAUUGUUUGGACUUCUUGCAAAGGCUAAAUAUAAUGAUAGAUGUGGCAUCUGCAUUGGAGUAUCUGCAUCAUGGAUCUUCACCUAUAGUGGUUCAUUGUGAUGUCAAACCUUGUAAUGUCUUAUUGGAUGAAGACAUGGUUGGCCAUGUCAGUGACUUUGGCAUUGCCAAAUUGCUUGGCGAGGGACAAUCCAAAGAAUAUACCAAGACCAUGGCUACAGUUGGCUACAUUGCACCGGAGUUUGGAUCCAAAGGGAUUAUCUCUACAAAGGGAGAUGUAUACAUUUUUGGGAUAAUGCUGAUGGAAACAUUCACAAGAAAGAAGCCAACAGAUGACUUGUUUGUUGCAGGAUUAAGCAUGAAAGGUUGGAUUAGUGAAUCAUUGUUCUCAGUUAUGUACAAUUCACUCAGCUGCUUGAUUUUGCAGAUUUCGCUGAUGAUGGUUCCCUGCAGACGGUUGUUGCCAAGACUUAAAUAUUGA